This is a messenger RNA of Peronospora belbahrii, 432 nucleotides long. The record is from the annotation of a GenBank genome assembly. NCBI's taxonomy places the organism in Eukaryota, Oomycota, Peronosporomycetes, Peronosporales, Peronosporaceae.
AUGAUGGAGAAAGCCUGUACGGAUGCACAGUGGUCUGCACAUGCCAAGACUUACAGUUCUAUCUUCGGUUCUUUAACUGCUCGCUGGGCUGUCGAUUCGCUACAAAUUGCGUAUCAUAUUAUCCUCGAAAAGCUUCAGCAGCACGAAAUGAAGAAUUCUGGUGACCCUUUUCACUUCCUAGACGUUGGCUGUGGCCCCGGUAUUCUAAGCUUUGAGUUUGCACGUCGAUUUCUCACUCUUCCGACGGGGAUUCGUAUCACUGCUUCGGAUCUGUCCGAUGCCAUGUUGCAACAGUUGAAUACAGCGCUGAAAGAGGACCCAACGUUGCGUCUUUUUAGUCCGAAAAUCAUCACGUUGCAAUCUGACGGGAUGAUGCUAGAGCAAGUACUCGAUGCAUCAGUUGAUGUAGUUGGAUCCAAUUAUUCAUCGUAA